AUGGGGACUUUGCUUAGUAACGAGAUUGAUCUGGUUGCUCAUAAAGAAGAAUAUCAAAGACUUGCUUUUACAGCCACAUUUUUCGCUGGGAUUACACAAGCAACUCUUGGGAUUUUCAGGUUAGGAUUUUUGACUGAUUUCCUAUCCCAUGCUACUAUUGUUGGUUUUAUGGGAGGUGCUGUCAUCACAAUUGGCCUUCAACAGCUAAAGGGUUUCCUUGGCAUUAAAAGCAAAAUGUUCACAACAAAAACCGAUAUCGUCUCCGUGCUGCAUUCAGUGUUCUCAUCAUCCAAACAUGGAGUAUGA
Molecule: messenger RNA, 306 nt
Organism: Lathyrus sativus (Indian pea)
Lineage: Eukaryota; Viridiplantae; Streptophyta; Magnoliopsida; Fabales; Fabaceae
Source: the annotation of a GenBank genome assembly